GUCUACUAGGUGGAGGGCACAAGGAAAGUGGGAUCACGGACGGCUGCCCAGUCCACGCGAGCGGGGCUCUGACCGGAUGGAACGAGAAUGUGCACCCCCACCAGGGCUUCCAGCUAAUUUCUACGACACGGAAUGGCUCUCUGACCUGGAGGAGCGAGAUCUUGAGGCCUACGAACUUCUCGAUGUCCAAGCACCCGUGGAUCUAACUCUCCCAGGAGAUGUUGUCACACUAUACAAGCGAUUCCGCCAUUGUCGUACGCGUGACGAUAGGCCAUUGUCGGCGGAGCAGUUUGCACCAAUAAUCAUCGAAUGAGUGAUUGAUAAAGCACCCCCAGACUGUAC
Fomitopsis serialis is the source of this 342-nucleotide messenger RNA. RefSeq lists its product as uncharacterized. Bases 77 to 313 code for a protein of 78 amino acids. The record is from RefSeq and is a predicted model, not a curated record. The transcript is spliced from 2 exons. NCBI's taxonomy places the organism in Eukaryota, Fungi, Basidiomycota, Agaricomycetes, Polyporales, Fomitopsidaceae.